UUUGGAGCCGAGUUUCGUCGAUUUUCACUGGAAAGAUCAAAACCUGGAAAAUUUGAGGAGUUUUAUGGAUUACUGCAGCAUGUUCAUAAGAUACCCAAUGUUGACGUGCUGGUGGGCUAUGCAGACAUCCACGGAGACUUACUGCCUAUAAAUAACGACGAUAAUUACCACAAGGCGGUUUCAACAGCCAAUCCGCUGCUUAGGAUUUUUAUACAGAAGAAGGAAGAAGCAGACUACAGUGCCUUUGGUACAGAUACUCUAAUAAAGAAGAAGAAUGUUUUAACCAAUGUAUUACGUCCUGAUAACCAUAGAAAAAAGCCACACAUAGUCAUCAGUAUGCCACAAGACUUCAGACCUGUGUCUUCCAUCAUAGAUGUGGAUAUUCUCCCCGAAACACAUCGUAGAGUUCGUCUUUACAAAUACGGCACUGAGAAACCCCUAGGAUUCUACAUCCGGGAUGGCUCCAGUGUCAGGGUAACACCUCAUGGCUUAGAGAAGGUCCCGGGGAUUUUCAUAUCCAGGCUCGUCCCAGGAGGUCUGGCUCAAAGCACAGGACUAUUAGCUGUUAAUGAUGAAGUCUUAGAAGUUAAUGGCAUAGAAGUUUCAGGGAAGAGCCUUGACCAAGUAACAGACAUGAUGAUUGCAAACAGUCGUAACCUCAUCAUCACAGUGAGACCAGCAAAUCAGAGGAAUAACGUCGUCAGGAACAGUCGGACUUCUGGCAGCUCUGGCCAGUCCACUGAUAACAGCCUUCUUGGCUACUCACAGCAGAUCGAACCAAGCUUUGAGCCAGAAGAUGAGGACAGCGAAGAAGACGACAUUAUUAUUGAAGACAACGGAGUGCCGCAGCAGAUUCCGAAAGCUGUUCCUGACGCUGAGAGCCUGGAGUCCUUAACACAAAUAGAACUCAGUUUUGAGUCUGAACAGAAUGGUUUUAUCCCUUCUAAUGAAGGGAGCUUAGCGCCCAUAGCAAGUGGCACAAACACAGAAUUUGAAGCACGUGCUGCAGAUCGAAAACUCUUAGAAGAAGAUGGGACGAUCAUAACAUUAUGAAGCCAUUGUGUGAGUGUUUUCUGAAUCAUGAGGAUGUCGUGGGACAUGUAACUCUGGCUAGUAAAUUAAAGCAUAUAUACCUCUGAGCCAGUGAUGUGGAGUAGGCAUGAGAAAAAUAAUAUUGCAAGCUUAAAACUUUACUACAAUACUAGGUUGAUAAUUGUCACUGUAAACUUUGAAGACUCAGAGGUGAAUUUAUGUCUGAAACACAAGGGCCUUGCUAAUGAAACUAACGUGCUUUUGCUGUUUUCCCUGUGGAGAACUGGAUCAUGGAGCACGUUCCCUGAACUGUGUGAGAGGACUGGAUCAUUUCUGCUCGAAGUGGUUGCAUAUUUAACCUGCUAUGCAGAGCCUAGUUAAUUUUCCCUUUAGCUGUGUUUUUAAAAUUCUGAUGUGAGAAAGUCCAAUUCUCUCUUUCGGUACACUGAGGACUAAGGUCCUUACGUUCCCAGUACUGUGUGUGUGGUGUUUGUUUUUUUAAUGUUGUUCCUUUGUUGUUCAUUGUGACAAGUUAUCUUCACAAAUGCAGUUGUCCCCCGUUUCCCAAGAAAUCAAACCAGCUGGCCAGUGUUAGCGUUGCUUCCCGCGUUACUCAGCACUGAAGCCUGUCCUGAGUGUGAGGCCGUGACAGCCGCUCGCGUCGGCCUGUGUCAUCCGGUACCUUCCUCUUUAGGACCGCCCUGUGUGGGCACCGUUGAUGCUGGAGGGCAGUGCCCUUGGCUGGUAAUACAGGAGCCUCUCUCCCUUCACCUGUUCUUGUCUUUAUUCCAGGUCACGUUGGAAAUCAUUCCCUUUGUUUUUAGUGUCUGCUUCAUUGGUGUGCUUUUUCAAUACUCUUAAUGCCUUCGAGUGGUAUGAGGCAUUUUGGAUUAAAAAGGCACCCAAGUGAAGAGUUUUUUACACACAGGACAAACUUGUGCACUUUUUAUACAAAAAUUGGGUUUUCCUUCAUGGGCUGUCUAGGAACACUGCCUACACUUUAUGAAAACUACGUAGUGUUCAGCCAUGACAGGUAGAGUUUAUUAACUUUAUGAGGCUAUUUAUUACUUUCCACUGCAUCCACUUGGGACGAGUUAGGAGUAAGGCUGCUACGUUCAUCCUGUGCCUGAUCUCAUCGUAUCGCGUGCACAAGCACGGCGGUGUGCGUGUAUAUAGACAGAGUCGUGUGAAGACCGUAAGUUCCCUCUGGCUUAUGGAGAGUUAUUUAUUAAUUAAUUUUAUGGUAGGGCUAGUAUGGUACCUUUCUAACCAUUGUGUGCUAUUCAAAUGAUGAAGAUUUAAAUGACUCCGUCUUGAAGGACGUUUUCUCUAUACGGUAAGAUAUAUGAAGAAGCGAAGUCUUAAUUUAAUGAUGAUCACUGGACUCAGAGGACUUCACUAUUUUUUGUUCUUGUUACCACUAAGCAUAUUCUCUGUACACUAUGAACUGACUACACAACAUUAUGUGGCACAAUGUACUUCCUGUUGAAUUCACUGAAGUUCUUCCUUUAUGUAUGAUGGCAUUCCAGCUUUAACAUUCUUUGAGUCUUAGAAAUUUGACUCUUGAAUGGCAGGAUAAUGUGUGUUGUAGCAAGUUAAAUUUCAUUUAUGAUAUAAAUGGUGCAGGGGCUCAACAUUUUAAGUAAAAAUACUUUUACACACUACCUCUCUCUCUUUUUUUUUAACAAAGUUUUAACAUUAGAACUUUUCUCUUGGGGAAAAAUACUUCAGGGCUUGACUUUUGUACAAAUUUUAACUGUAAAGUACACAUUUAUCUUGUAUCUGUUCGUGAACAUGGAAAUCAAAGCUGCUACUGCUUUUUAUUUAAUUAUCCUACUAAGGAUAUAUACCAGUGGUGUUUCCAACUAGAUCUCAGUAAAUUAUUGGUGAAAUAAUUGAUUAAUGGGCAUAGUGUAAAACGAUUAGAUCUUGGUUACUGGCAAGUCUUACGCAGUUACUGCAUUUUAUCGGCAGUCUGAAUCAAUUAUUUCAAGUUACCCCUUAAUAAAAAUAUCAGUGAAUCCAGUGUAAAAUUUUAUAGUACUAAAUGUCAAGCCUAACUGUGAAUUUUGUUCUGUACCUUAAGUAAAUUUAUGAUAAUGUUCUCAAGCUGUCAACAGAAUAUAUGUACUUUUGUGAACUAUGAAUUUUCUAAUUAAAUUUUACAUGUUAUAACAUGA
This is a messenger RNA of Chinchilla lanigera (long-tailed chinchilla), 3212 nucleotides long. It is a transcript of the gene Pard6b, whose product is annotated as par-6 family cell polarity regulator beta. Lineage: Eukaryota; Metazoa; Chordata; Mammalia; Rodentia; Chinchillidae. The record is from RefSeq and is a predicted model, not a curated record. Gene Ontology annotation, molecular function: protein kinase C binding. Gene Ontology annotation, cellular component: cell cortex; nucleus; apical plasma membrane. Gene Ontology annotation, biological process: centrosome cycle; regulation of cellular localization; establishment or maintenance of cell polarity.